Molecule: messenger RNA, 951 nt
Organism: Capsicum annuum
Lineage: Eukaryota; Viridiplantae; Streptophyta; Magnoliopsida; Solanales; Solanaceae
Source: RefSeq, a predicted model, not a curated record
CUUCUGAGAACGAUGAGCUUCCGCACUCCCGUGCCUUGCUUGACGCGCGCACUGGAGAAGGAACCAGAAUCAUCAGCAUUCCCAUUUAUGAACUUUCGAGCUGGCAGUAGAAAAGACGAGCCCAAGAAAGCUCCGGCCAGAUCAUCCUCUAGUUGGAUCUCAACUUUCUUCAAGGUAGCCAGAACUUGAAGAAGCCACGAGUGAUUUCAGUUCCUCUAGAGUACUCGGAGAUGGAGAUUUUGGAACUGUUUACUAUGGUGAGUAAUUUCCUAAUCCUACUGAGAUAUACAUCAACUAUUUCUUAAUGUGCCUAAUUCUUGUUCAUAAAUGACGAGGAAAACUUAAGGAUGGAAGAGAGGUUGCUGUAAAAGCGCCUCUACGAGCACAACUGCAAGCGAAUGGAGCAGUUUUUAAAUGAAGUUGAGAUCCUUACAAGACUUGGGCACAUUAAUCUCGUCACUCUCUAUGGCUGCAGUUCAAGGUGCAGCCGUGAACUACUAGUCUACGAAUACAUUCCAAAUGGAACUCUUGCUGACCACCUCUACGGUGACAGAGCGAAGGAUCGAUCACUCACGUUGUUGCUCAGACUCUUCAAGAAUGUCAAUGGUUGUGUAUCGGAUUCUUCAAAAGUAGUGCAUCUAAAGUGAAGAGUUUGAGCAACUUAUGUUGAAGGCCGGAUCAUGCUCGAAGAACAUCGAAGAAGAAUAUUCUAAGCAGCAGAUUAUUACUACAUGGUAAAAGGAAUGGAAGAUGCUUUGAAGAGAAAGAAGACGCUUAAUUUUUUCAAAAUAUAGUGAAUCUAUCGGCACUAUAGCUAUGGUAUUCAACUUUGGACCUAACGGCCGGUGUAGUAACAUUUUGGAAUGUAAGGAUUAUAAGUGUAUUCAAAAUUUGUAUGGAACUGUUUGUGUGGAACAUAUUUUAUAUGACAAGUUCAUGAAGUUAAAAUUA